AAGCGGGUCCCCCAGAGGCAGGGCCCCCGGCGGCAGCAGCCACCAGGGCUUCCCUGACUGGCCUCCCCGAGGGCCGGGGAGGAAAUGACAGCGCGGGAGCCAGGGCGGGCGCGCAGGGCGGGGCGGCGCCCGGAGUGACAGGGCCUGUCAAGGCGGAGGCCGCCGCGCAGAACCUCCCAGCUUCCCGGCCAGAGCGGGGAUUCCCCAGACGCGGACCCUUCCCGGCUGCUGCCCGCCGCGCCCUGGCCCCUCGUGACCUCCCAGCGCGGCGCCCCCGGCGUGGCCGACGGCGAGGCGGGAGGGCAGAGGCCGAGCCAGAGGAGAGGCUCCGGGGGCGCGCGGGCGCGGGGACCCCGGGCCGGGCGACAGGAAACUCUGGGGUGUGAAUGGAAAGAAGUGGGUGGUCCGGCCCCUGCGACUUCCCCUGACAUCACUGCCCAAAUAAGGAGCUUCCCAGCGGCUGCGGGGCGGCCCGGAGCCGCACGGCCACCGGCGCCAGCCCGCCAGCCCGCCCCGCGCCCACCCCGCGCCGCGUGGGCCGCCCGCGAGCGCUCGGGGCACCGCCGGGCGGAGCCGAGCCGGGCGGAGCCAAGCGGGGAGCGGGCGCGGGCGAGACGCGCAGAGGCUGGGCGCACAGCCCAGCGCAGCCCAGCGGAGCCCAGCGCAGCCCAGCCCGGAGCGCGGAGCCCGACCGCCCGCAGGAUUCGAGACACAAACCAGGCAGCCUCGAACUAGUUCAUGGAGGAGCCACAAGAAAUACUGUCCAGGCAAGCUCUCCCGUGGAGAGGGAAGGGCAGAGCGUGAGCGAGGGAGGCACAGGAGUGGACAUGAAUGCUGGUUUUCAACGAGAACGGCGUUUCAGUUUUGGUCAUCGAAAGUGGUGCCUGCAGCACAGAAGCGCGUGAAUCCCCUCCACGGCUCUGGAUCUCCCACACGGGACUCAAGGAGAAGAGGCUGGACGGAGCCACCCACGGCAUCCAGCGCGGCUCCUCUCCGCCAGGACCAGGGAUGACUGGGCCAUGCACACCGCCGUCGCCGGCCGUCGGCACUUCACAUAGCACACAGGGGACUCCUGGGGGACCCCUCGCCACUGCCAACUGAGACGACACGAUGGCAGCACUGACGCCCCUCAUGACAUUUCCACGACAGACAUUCAGGCAGAAGGUGCUGGCGCAUUUUCUGUCUGCAAAGUAGAGGGCCAUGCCUCACCCACGUGAAUAGCUCAAGCCCCCAUGACUUGCUCUGAGGCUGCUCACAACCAGUGACACUUGCAAAAAACAAAAAACAAAAAACCCGACACCGUCCUGGGCUUGGCUUCCUCCGCUCUUGACCAAUGUGGUUGAAGCCGGACGUCUCACCGGGACACUUGGAUUCUCCGUAAAUGCAGCCUGCCCUGCCCCUCCCUGAGUAGCACCGGCAGUCUCUGUGGAGGUCAUGGAUCCUGAACAAAGUGUCAAGGGCACCAAGAAGGCUGAGGGAAGUCCCCGGAAGCGGCUGACUAAAGGAGAGGCUGUUCAGGCCAGUGUUUCGGCCAGUGCCCCGUUCCCAGGGGGCGGCACAGGCACUACCCCCGAGGGUUCCCUCCAAGAUCGCCCAGCCCCGCAGCCCUUCCCGGGCCCCUCGCCGGUUCUUAGGGAAGGCUCUCAGGAGAAACCGGGCCAGCAGCAGAAGCCCCUGCCCACGAGGCCCUCCAUCGAAGCCUCCGUCCACGUCUCCCAGCUUCCACAGCACCCUCUGGCACCAGCAUUCAUGUCGCCUGGCAAACCUGAGCACCUCCUGGAGGGGACCACGUGGCAGCUGGUGGACCCCAUGAGACCUGGACCGUCGGGCGCCUUCAUAAGCACCGUGCUCCCUCCUCAGAGCCAGCUCCUCCCUCCCCAUGCUUCCAUCAUUCCCGCCGAAGACCUGUCCGGCAUCCCCAAAAUCUUAUUGCCCCGUGCCUCCCAGGUCCCCUUGAAGCCCACAGAAGAGGCCCCCAAGAAGGAGAGGAAACCCCAGAAACCAGGCAAGUACAUCUGCCAGUACUGCAGCCGGCCCUGCGCCAAGCCCAGCGUGCUCCAGAAGCACAUCCGCUCGCACACCGGCGAGAGGCCCUACCCCUGCGGCCCCUGCGGCUUCUCCUUCAAGACCAAGAGCAACCUCUACAAGCACAGGAAGUCCCAUGCCCACCGCAUCAAGGCCGGCCUGGCCUCGGGAGCGGGCGGCGAGCUGUACCCCCCAGGGCUGGAGAUGGAGAGGAUCCCGGGGGAAGAGUUCGAGGAGCCCACCGAGGGAGAGAGCACCGACUCGGAAGAGGAAACAACGGGCACCGGUUCGGCUCCCCCCGCAGAGCUGUCCCCCAGGCCCAAGCACCCGCUCCUGUCCAGAGGCCUGUACAGCUCUGGGAGCCAGGGCUCCAGCCACGAGCGCAGCUCCUUGUCCCAGUCCAGCUCUGCCCCGUCGCUCGAGGACCCCGCUCCCUUCGCAGAACCCUCCUCCGAGCACCCCCUGAGCCAUAAGCCCGAAGACACCCACACCAUCAAACAGAAGCUGGCCCUCCGGCUGAGCGAGAGGAAGAAGGUGAUCGACGAGCAGGCGUUCCUGAGCCCGGGCAGCAAGGGCAGCACCGAGUCCGGGUACUUCUCCCGCUCGGAGAGCGCCGAGCAGCAGGCCAGCCCGCCCAACACCAAUGCCAGGUCCUACGCCGAGAUCAUCCUGGGCAAGUGCGGGCGCAUCGGGCAGCGGCCCGCCAUGUUGGCUGCCACCUCCACCCAGCCGCUCCUGCCCCUGGCCUCCGAGGACAAGCCCAGCCUGGCGCCUCUGUCUGUGCCCCGGACGCAGGUCAUUGAGCACAUUACCAAGCUCAUCACCAUCAACGAGGCCGUGGUGGACACCAGCGAGAUAGACAGCGUGAAGCCCCGGAGGAGCUCGCUGUCCCGGCGCAGCAGCAUGGAGUCGCCCAAGUCCAGCCUCUACCGGGAGCCCCUGCCGGCCCAUGGCAGCGAGAAAGCGAAGCCCGAACCUUCGUCGCUGAUGAGCCUCCAACACCCGCCCAGCACCGCCCCCGCUGUGCCUCUGCUGAGAAGCCACUCAAUGCCUUCUGCCGCCUGCACCCUCGGGACCCCCCACCACCCCUUCCGCGGUAGCUACUCCUUCGACGACCACGUCGCCGACUCCGAAGCCCUGAGCCGCAGCAGCCACACGUUGACCUCCCACCCCCGGAUGCUCAAGCGCCAGCCGGCCAUCGAGCUACCUUUGGGAGGGGAGUAUUCCGAGGAGGCUGGGCCAAGCAGCAAGGACACAGCAGCCCCCAAACCCGCGGACGAGCCAGAACCCAAGGAGAGCGAACUCACCAAAAAGACCAAGAAGGGCUUGAAAACGAAAGGGGUGACCUACGAGUGUAACGUAUGCGGUGCUCGGUACAAGAAGCGGGACAACUACGAGGCCCACAAGAAGUACUACUGCUCAGAGCUUCAGAUCCCUAAGCCGGCGGUCUCCGCAGGUGCUUGUCAUGUGUCUCUGGAAGCCGAGAAGGGUCCGGCCGAGCAGGAGCCCUGGUCCCAGGUGAUGCAUUAUAAACUGGGGGCCACCUUGGAGCUCACACCACUGAGGAAGAGGAGGAAAGAGAAGAGCCUUGGGGACGAGGAGGAGCCGCCUGCCUUUGAGGCGACCAAAGGUCAGUUUGGCAGCCCCAGGCCAUCUGAUGCGGCUCGGAGCCUUCCCCCUGAGGCCACCAAGCCACCAGCAGAACCAAGUAAGUCAGCGCCCUCCCUGGAGGGAACCUCAGGCUUCCAGCCGAGGACUCCCAAGCCAGCGUCUGGUUCCGAAUCGGGAAAGGAGAGGAGGACGACGUCCAAAGAAAUUUCUGUCAUCCAGCACACCAGCUCCUUUGAGAAGUCAGACUCUCUGGAGCAACCCGGUGGCUCGGAAGGGGAAGACAAGCCUACGGCCCCAGCCCCGUUCUCCUCGCCCCCGCCCACCCCGCACGGACGCCCAGCUCACUCCCUGCAGCCCAGGCUGGUCCGCCAGCCCAACAUUCAGGUUCCUGAGAUCCUGGUGACCGAAGAGCCCGACCGGCAGGACACAGAGCCCGAGCCGCCCCCGAAGGAGCCCGAGAAGACAGAGGAGUUCCAGUGGCCCCAGCGCAGCCAGACCCUCGCCCAGCUCCCCGCAGAGAAGCUGCCACCCAAGAAGAAGAGACUGCGCCUGGCACAGAUGGCCCAGUCCUCGGGGGAAUCCAGCUUCGAGUCCUCCUUGCCUCUGUCCCGCAGCCCAAGCCAGGAGAGCAGUGUCUCUGUGAGUGGGUCUAGCCGCUCUGCCUCCUUCGAGAGGGACGACCACGGAAAAGCCGAGGCCCCCAGGCCAUCGUCCGACACACGCUCCAAACCCUUGGGCACGCACAUGCUGACCGUCCCCAGCCACCACGCACACACCCGAGAGAUGCGGAGGUCGGCCUCGGAGCAGAGUCCUGACGUUUCCCAUUCGGCCCACAUGACCGAGAGGCGCAGCAAAUCGUUUGACUGUGGCAGCUUGUCCUUGGCAGGCCCUUCUGCCCCGGCCCCGGUGGCUCCAGCUGCCCCCACAGCCCCUGCAGCCCCAGCGGCCCCUCCAGAGAGAAGGAAAUGCUUUUUGGUGAGACAGGCCUCCCUGACCAGGUUUCCAGAAACAGAGCUGGAGGCCACCCCCAUGGGAAGACAGGAGAGUGAGGAGCCAAAGCCCUCAUCCAGUAAAACUGUGGCCAAAAGCUCACUGCCCCAGGUUUCCUCAGCGGCCAUCUCACACUCUGGGCACCCGGGAGGCAAAGGCCAGGUGCAGGACAGACCCCCACUGGGGUCCACUCCGCCCUUCACAGAAGCACUGCAGGUGCUCCACCACCCCAUUGCCCAGCUGCCCCUGCAUGAGAAACCAUGUCUGCCCCAGCCCGUCUCCCUUUUCUCCUUCCAGCACCUCUUGCAGCACGAGCCAGGACAGUCUUCAGAAUUCUUCUCCUCCCAUUCCAUGUCCAGCCUCCUCUCCUCACCGUAUUCCAUGCCCCCAAUUCCUCCCUCCUUACUUCAAGCCCCGCCAUUUCCUCUCCAACCUACUGUUUUGCAUCCAAGCCAGCUUCACCUCCCCCAGCUCAUGCCUCACCCUACCAGCAUCCCCUUCCGGCAGCCCCCUUCAUUUCUCCCCAUGCCAUACCCGUCCUCCUCAGCACUCUCUUCUGGGUUUUUCCUGCCUCUCCAAUCUCAGUUUGCCCUUCAGCUCCCUGGCGAUGUGGAAAGUCAUCUGCCACAGAUUAAAACCAGCCUGGCCCCGCUGGCAACAGGAACAGCUGGCCUCUCCUCCAGCACAGAGUAUGGCAGUAACAUCCAGCUGCCCCCCUUGCCUCCCCCAUCCAGCUCCUCAGUGCCCAUAUCAGCCUCUCCAUUGGCCCUGCCUGCCUGUCCCAAUAACAUGGUGUCCCUGGUUGUACCCGUCCGAAUUCAGACCAACAUGCCAUCCUAUGGGAGUGCCAUGUACACCACCCUCUCCCAGAUCCUGGUCACCCAGUCCCAAGGCAGUUCAUCAAGUAUAGCUCUCCCUAAGUUUGAGGAGCCCUCAUGUAAAAGGACGACAGUGUGUGGGGCAGAUGUGUACGAGGUCGGGCCUGGGUCAGUUGGAAUAAGUGAAGAGCAGAGCAGAGGUUUCCAGUCUCCAUACCUGAGAGUGCCUGUGACAUUACCUGAAAGAAAAGGCACUUCCCUGUCAUCAGAGAGUGUCUUGAGCCUGGAGGGGAGUUCAUCGACAGUGGGGGGAAGCAAACGUGUCCUUUCCCCAGCUGGCAGCCUUGAACUUACCAUGGAAACCCAGCAGCAAAAACGGGUGAAGGAAGAGGAGGCUUCCAAGGCAGAUGAAAAACUGGAACUGCUAAAACCAUGCAGUGUGGUGCCUACCAGCACUGAGGAUGGCAAGAGACCAGAGAAAUCCCCCAUGGGUAGCCAGAGCCAGGUCAGGAGGGAGCUAGAAUUGCUGUCCAGCUUGCCCACAGAUCCAUCUGACCCAAAGGAAAUUACUCCCCUUCCUCACCCUACACUGCCCCAUGUGACAGCUCCAGGCUCAGAGGCUUUGAAGGAAUAUGUGCAACCAUCUGGUAAACACCACCGAAGAGGAUUGCCCACCCUGAGUGUGAAGAAAGAAGAUUCCAAGGAUCAACCUGACCUCCCUUCACUGGCACCUCCCAGCUCACUUCCUCUGUCAGAAACAUCCCCCAGACCAGCCAAGUCUCAAGAAGGUACGGACUCAAAGAAGGUACUGCAGUUCCCCAGCCUCCACACAACCACUAAUGUCAGUUGGUGCUAUUUAAACUACAUUAAGCCAAAUCACAUCCAGCAUGCAGAUAGGAGGUCCUCUGUUUACGCUGGUUGGUGCAUAAGUUUGUACAACCCCAAUCUACCAGGGGUUUCCACUAAAGCUGCUUUGUCCCUCCUGAGGUCUAAGCAGAAGGUGAGCAAAGAGACAUACACCAUGGCCAUAGCUCCGCAUCCUGAGACAGGAAGGCUCGUGCCAUCCAGCUCCCACAAGCCCCGCAUGACAGAGGUUCGCCUCCCUUCGCUGGUUUCCCUGGAAGGCCAGAAAGAUGUAGCUAGAGUGGAGAAGGAAGAGGAGACAAGAGGGAAGCCCGAGGAGGAUGCUCCCGCCUCCAAGAGAGGGGAGCCAGCGAGGGUCAAAAUCUUCGAAGGAGGGUACAAAUCAAACGAAGAGUAUGUAUAUGUGCGAGGCCGCGGCCGAGGGAAAUAUGUUUGUGAGGAGUGUGGAAUUCGCUGCAAGAAGCCCAGCAUGCUGAAGAAACACAUCCGCACCCACACUGACGUCCGGCCCUAUGUGUGCAAGCACUGUCACUUUGCUUUUAAAACCAAAGGGAAUCUGACUAAGCACAUGAAGUCGAAGGCCCACAGCAAAAAGUGCCAAGAGAUGGGGGUGCUGGAGGAGCUGGAAGCCGAAGAAGGAACCAGUGACGACCCGCUCCAGGACUCGGAAGGGCGAGAGGGCUCGGAGGCUGCGGCGGAGCACCAGUUUUCGGACCUGGAGGACUCGGACUCAGACUCAGACCUGGAUGAGGACGAGGAUGAGGAUGAGGACGAGAGCCAGGAUGAGCAGUUAGGACCGUCCCCGGAGGUGCCCCUGCCCCGCCCGCCAGCCACGCUGCCAGCAGACUCCUCACCCAGUCAGGGCCCGCAGCCCCCAGAUGCCACCUCUGGCGACCAGGCCACGUGGGGCAGCUCCGUCUCGGAAGCAGGCAGUUGCUCCAGGUCCAGCCAAAGCAUCCUGUGCCUCCCCCGGCUGGGGCCGGCCCUUCCGGGCCCCGGGGAGAAGGACACCAGCUCAGCCCUGAGCUCCCAGGCCUCGUCCCCGAGACGGCCAUGGUCCCCCAGCAAGGAAGCAGGCGGCCGCUCACCCCUUGCCCACAAACACCCGCUAACCAAAAGCGACUCUCCCCGGCGACAUUCACCCGCCCGAGAGCCACCGGCGUCGGCCCUGCGCCUGCCUGGCUCCCAGAUUGGCCCUCUCCCUUGUGGGUCUCCAAGACUUGAGCUGACUCCUCUCACCCUCUGCCCCCUGGGAAGGGAACUGCCCCCUCGAGUGCAUCUGUCCCCCGAACAAGAGGGUGCCAAAGACCCAGGCCCCCCCAGAGACUCGCCCACCAGGAGCCGGUCGCCAGGCCAGGCCUCGUCACCGCCUCGGUCAGUGCUGCCAGGGAAGUGGGCCUUGGCUGGGCCGGACAGCUCCUCAGCGGGCGAGUGCGGCCCACGCUCGGGGCUGGCCCCGUGGGCUCUCUACAGGCCCGCGCCUCUACCUCACAAGCUUCUCGGCAGAAGCCUCGAGCCCUGCGCCUCCACAUGGCAGAAGGCUGAGUCCCGAAGUCCCUCCUGCUCACCUGGCCCUGCUCAUCCGGUCUCCUCCCGACCCUUCUCCGCCCCCCAUGACUUCCACAGCCACACGCCAGCCCGGACAGAGAACAUCUUCAGCCACCUCCCUCUGCACUCACAGCACUUGGCUCGCCCCCCGUGCCCCCUGAUUCCCAUCGGUGGGAUCCAGAUGGUGCAGGCCCGGCCCGGGGCCCACCCCACCCUGCUGCCAGGGCCCACCAAGGCCUGGGUCAGCGGCUUCUCCUGGGGCGGCAGCGACCUGACGGGGGCCCGGGAGGCCCAGGAGCGAGGCCGCUGGAGUCCUACUGGGAGCUCCUCAGCCUCCGUGUCCCCCGUGGCCAAGGUCUCCAAGUUCACACUGUCCUCGGAGCUGGAGGGCAGGGACUGCCCCAAGGAGACGGAGAGGACGAGCGGAGGAGGAGGUCUGGGCAGACCUCCCGACUGGGAGUCCCGUGUGGCUGUGUCUGCAGAGUCCGCGCCCACGCACAGCCCCCGCACCCCGCCCGAGGCCUCGCCCCGGCCCCCCCAGCACACGCCGGCCAACCCCCCGGCCUCUGCCCCUUCGCCACUGGACUGCAGCGGCUCCGAGGGCUGCCCGGCAGAGGCCUCCACCCGCUUCCCAGCCCGGAGGAGGAACUUGUCUGGGGAACCCAGGACCCGUCAGGGCUCCCCCGAGCCCUCAGGAAGUGGGGGCCCCGGGGCACCUCCACAGCAGCCCGCCGACAGGGGUCCUCCGAGCACUUAGCCUCUCUCCGACAGCUUCAGCCUCUGGCCUUCGGUUGGGCAACAGACGCUUCCAGCAGCUUCCUCGAAUCAUCUUGCUCAGCUGGGCUCCCUCCCCCACCUGUCCGUGUGUCCGUGCAGCUCCGGCUCAGCCCCCUCGGUUGUAUCUUCCCACGUGUGCAGUGACCUGUGCCUUUUUCUAUUCCUUUUGUUGUUGCUUGAAAAGAAACAAACAAAACAUACACACACAUA
Molecule: messenger RNA, 8843 nt
Organism: Pipistrellus kuhlii (Kuhl's pipistrelle)
Lineage: Eukaryota; Metazoa; Chordata; Mammalia; Chiroptera; Vespertilionidae
Gene: HIVEP3
Product: HIVEP zinc finger 3
Exons: 8
Coding region: 1435-8613 (2392 amino acids)
Biological process (GO): regulation of transcription by RNA polymerase II
Cellular component (GO): nucleus
Molecular function (GO): DNA-binding transcription factor activity, RNA polymerase II-specific; RNA polymerase II cis-regulatory region sequence-specific DNA binding
Source: RefSeq, a predicted model, not a curated record